Messenger RNA from Oryza sativa Japonica Group (Japanese rice), 1268 nucleotides. Its product is annotated as glycine-rich protein 2. Lineage: Eukaryota; Viridiplantae; Streptophyta; Magnoliopsida; Poales; Poaceae. Gene Ontology annotation, molecular function: nucleic acid binding; zinc ion binding. The record is from RefSeq and is a predicted model, not a curated record.
UCUCCCAAGGAAACAGAUAAGAUCGGGCACACGCGUAGCGAGACGAGGGGAAAAAAAAAUCAAUCAAACCCUAAUCAGAUCAGGGAGAGGCGAGGGCUAGGGUUUCGACUCCUCGGCGGGCGAUCCAUGGCGGCGGCGGCGAGGCAUCGGGGGACGGUGAAGUGGUUCAACGACACCAAGGGGUUCGGCUUCAUCUCCCCCGACGACGGCAGCGAGGAUCUCUUCGUCCACCAGUCCUCCAUCAAGGCCGACGGCUUCCGCUCCCUCGCCGAGGGCGAGCAGGUCGAGUUCGCCAUCUCCGAGAGCGAGGACGGCCGCACCAAGGCCGUCGACGUCACCGGCCCCGACGGAUCCUUCGUCAAGGGCGGCGCCGGCGGCGGCGGCGGUGGCGGGGGAGGCUUCGGAUCGCGCGGUGGGGGCGGAUCUGGCGGUGGCGGCCGCAGCUAUGGCGGUAGCUGGGGCGGGGGGAGGAGAUCCGGCGGUGGUGGACCCGGUGGGGGCUGCUUCAAGUGUGGGGAGUCUGGCCACAUGGCCAGGGACUGCUUCAACGGCGGCGGUGUCGGCGUUGGUGGAGGCGGUGGCGGCGGCGGCGGCGCUGGUGGUGGCUGCUUCAAGUGCGGCGAGAUGGGCCACAUGGCUAGGGACUGCUUCAACAGCGGUGGUGGUGGAGGUGGUGGUGGUGGCGGCGGCGGCGGCGGCGCCUGCUACAACUGCGGCGAGACCGGCCACCUCGCGAGGGACUGCUACAACGGCGGCGGUGGAGGCGGAGGCGGGCGAUUCGGCGGUGGAGGCGACCGCUCCUGCUACAACUGCGGCGAGGCUGGACACAUCGCCCGCGACUGCCACAAGUGAUGGAUUCACAACACCAUCUCCCCCCCCCCUCCUCUUAGAUCUCGCCUAAAUCUUCAUCACUCCUAAGUCGAAUUAUUGCUUUAGUUUUGCCGCCGAUCUGGGUCACAUGGAGAGCGCGUUGCCUGCUAUAAAGGAACCGCUUGCCUUUUGUUUUUACCUCUUUUUCUUUUUUUGCUAUUGGGAUUUCGGUUUAGUUUUAACUUCUGCUGCUGCUGCUCGUGUGAUGAUGCUUUUGCUGCUAUGAGUUGGUCUGGUCCUCUGGUUCAGGUUAAGAAGACGUGAUGUCUGGAUUGGUUUUGUGUGUUGGGCGAGGAGAUUGACAAAAUCUCUCUCCUUUUUGUGGUUUCCCCGAGAUGAAAAAGAUGAUUAUUGUCGGUUACUCUAUAAUUUUUACCACCUUGUCGAUUCCAUCAUCA